Messenger RNA from Gastrolobium bilobum, 498 nucleotides. Its product is annotated as F-box/kelch-repeat protein At5g15710-like. The coding region runs from base 1 to 498 and encodes 165 amino acids. The record is from RefSeq and is a predicted model, not a curated record. The transcript has a single exon. Gene Ontology annotation, molecular function: protein binding. Lineage: Eukaryota; Viridiplantae; Streptophyta; Magnoliopsida; Fabales; Fabaceae.
AUGUCUGAUUAUGUUCACGAAGAUAUACCGGAGAAAAUCCUUCAUCGCCUUCCGCCCAAAAGCAUUGGAAAGUGUAUGGCAGUGUGCAAAUCAUGGAACCUUUUGAUAAAAAGCCACCGCUUCGUAUCCUCUUACCAACAAUGCUCCCUCUCCUCCACUUCUCUCUUCCUUGUCCAUCACUCACUUGAACACUAUUCUAUAUGCUCCCCAAAUAUCGAAUGCUGGUUUUCGCUUCCUCGUAUGCUGAGUACAUACCGUUUUGUGGGGGCUCUCAACGGCCUCGUUUGCUUCGCUACAUCCUAUGAUCGUGACGGGGUCAUCAUCGUGAAUCCUCGUUUGCUUCUCAACGGACAUUUACUACAUACUCAUCUUCCAUAUGGUGGAGGAGAAGUUCAGCAAGAUGGAGCUUCCACAAGUGUUGUCGGCUAUGUCCCAGAGACAUUUGGAUUUGGAUAUUACUGUGAUCGACGGUUGCCUCUCGCUUAUAGAGUACCUUAG